This is a messenger RNA of Linum trigynum, 2145 nucleotides long. NCBI's taxonomy places the organism in Eukaryota, Viridiplantae, Streptophyta, Magnoliopsida, Malpighiales, Linaceae. The record is from the annotation of a GenBank genome assembly.
GUUUCAGGAAAGAAUUGCUCGAAAAAGUUUCAGGAAAGAGGAGGAAACGGGUACCGGGAAGCAAGAAGAGUGAAUAAACGGUUGACGAAGGCGGAAGAAUUGCCGGCGCAGUUGCCGGACAGAAGCUGCCGAAUCAACUCCGACAGGGAUCCGGGAGUCGACUGGAUCUCCGAGGAGCUAGAUACCGGAGGAAGUGGAAAGAGAGCCAGUUAACUCGGGAAUCAGCUGCUGCUGCUGCUGUAGAUCGGCGAAUUCAUCGCCGUAGCUCUUGUUUUGGUUGCCUGGUACGGAGGUUAGUGUUGCGAGCUGUGAUGAGACUUAUGCUCUAGUAAAGAUUAGGCAUUUCUGGGCCUGAUUAGUCGAUGACGGCGUAGCUUAAUGUUGUUCGAGGAAAUUAGGAUAUACAAUCAAGAUGCUAGAUGUUAGUUUCAAAUUUCAAUGUGAUUUGGGCAUAUUACCUGGAUCAUGAAUUCUACUGAAGCUUGGAAAACACUCUGAACCAGAAAGCAGGCAGCUUUUCUUCAAGUCAUCGGUUAGAAACGGAAUCAGAGAGAAAUGGAGUCCAAGCGAAGCUCCAAGUUGAAUAUCGCCAUUCUUCACCCUGACCUUGGAAUAGGUGGAGCUGAAAGGUUGAUUGUUGAUGCUGCUGUUGAACUUGCAUCCCAGGGUCACAAGGUUCAUGUAUUUACAGCUCACCAUGACAAGAACAGGUGCUUUGAGGAAACUGUUGCAGGCACUUUUCCAGUUACCGUAUAUGGUUCCUUUCUUCCCCGACAUGUAUUCUACCGACUUCAUGCUGUAUGUGCAUACUUGAGGUGCCUCUUGGUUGCUCUUGGAAUGUUGUUCCUUUGGCCAUCUUUUGAUGUUGUACUUGUGGAUCAAGUUUCUGUUGUAAUCCCAUUGUUGAAACUCAAAAGAGCAACAAAGGUGGUGUUUUAUUGUCAUUUUCCAGACCUCUUGCUGGCUCAACACACAACCGCACUCCGAAGACUAUAUAGAAAACCUAUCGACUUCUUGGAAGAAACAACAACCGGAAUGGCAGAUAUGAUACUUGUAAACAGCAAAUUCACUGCAUCUACUUUUGCUCGAACAUUUAAGCAUCUUCACGCACGAGGAAUUCAGCCUGCUGUUUUAUAUCCAGCUGUUAAUGUGGAGCAGUUUGAAGAACCUCAUUCUCUCAAGUUGAAUUUUCUCUCCAUCAACCGUUUUGAAAGGAAGAAGAACAUAGAAUUAGCAAUUUCAGCCUUUGCCAAGCUUCACAGCCUCGGGGAACUUGGUAAUGAUAAGCUGAGGGAUGCUUCCUUGACUAUUGCAGGCGGAUACGACGAGCGUUUGAGAGAGAAUGUUGAAUACCUGGAGGAGCUUAGAAGGCUAGCAGAUAUACAAGGAGUGUCCGAUCGUGUCAAGUUUGUGACGUCUUGUUCCACCGCCGAAAGAAAUGAUCUUCUCUCAGAAUGUCUAUGUGUUAUCUAUACACCUAAGGAUGAACACUUCGGCAUUGUCCCAAUUGAGGCGAUGGCAGCUCAUAAACCUGUCAUUGCAUGCAACAGUGGAGGCCCCGUCGAGUCUAUCAAGGAUGGAGUUACAGGAUUUCUCUGUGAUCCUACUGCUCAAGCAUUUUCACAAGCCAUGGCCAAAUUCCUCGAGGAUCCAGAUGUGGCGAAGAGUAUGGGACUCGAUGCCAGGCGGCAUGUGGCAGAUUCAUUCGCUACUCGGAUUUUCGGGCAGCGCCUGAAUCAAUACGUUACCAGCAUUGCUGACACUAAGCAGGAAUGAAACUUCAACUCUUGUUGCAUACUCGGAUAGACUUAAUACCAACAGCCUGAUUUUGCAGUUUUGUUCCUCCUCCCUUGGCGGGGUUCUUGAACUCCAUACUUAGUUAAGUUCCAUUUAUCUUUUUGCUAAACUUGAUUAAGGAAAAUCCAUAUACAUUUGAAAUCCAAUUAUCAGCCAAUAAAUAGCUCAUUUCUUACACCCACCUAAAAUUUAGGAUUUUCUCCAAAAUUCUACAAUUACCAAAAUGAACUCCCAUCAUACAUAACUCUACAUUUUAUAAUUCUUGUUAUAAGUUAUAACUCAUAAAUGAUAUCAUAUCACCAUGAUUAAAAAAAUACUGAAAAUUGUAAACAAAUUAUUGUAAAUCAC